Messenger RNA from Panonychus citri (citrus red mite), 4743 nucleotides. It is a transcript of the gene flfl, whose product is annotated as serine/threonine-protein phosphatase 4 regulatory subunit 3A-like. Gene Ontology annotation, biological process: protein dephosphorylation; DNA damage response. Bases 243 to 2630 code for a protein of 795 amino acids. The record is from RefSeq and is a predicted model, not a curated record. Gene Ontology annotation, cellular component: protein phosphatase 4 complex; nucleoplasm. Lineage: Eukaryota; Metazoa; Arthropoda; Arachnida; Trombidiformes; Tetranychidae. Gene Ontology annotation, molecular function: protein phosphatase activator activity. The transcript has 10 exons.
UCUUUUUGAUUUUCUAUGUUGUUGAAAUCUUCACCUCGGUGUUUAAAAUAGUUAAUUUUAAUAGAGAAAUAAUUAUUUCUUUUGUGUUAAUUAAAUUGUCUUUUAACGAGUGUACAACAAUUCACCUUUAAAAGUAAUCACUUUUUCUUUUCUUUUUGUAUUUAAACUAAAGAACCAAAAAUACUAAUCCAUAACAAAGAACUGCAAUUAUUGUAAUUUAAAGAAGCAUCUCGGACUUCAAGAUGACAGAUACCCGACGUCGGGUUAAACUUUAUGCUUUGAAUGCAGAUCGUCAAUGGGAUGAUAAAGGGACUGGUCAUGUAUCAUCUUCGUAUGUUGACCGUUUGAAAGGAAUGUCUCUUUUAGUCAGAGCCGAGUCAGAUGGGUCUACCCUUCUCGAGUCAAGAAUUCAACCUGAUACCGCCUAUCAAAAGCAACAGGAUACCUUAAUUGUUUGGUCUGAAGGUGACAAUUAUGACUUAGCUCUUAGUUUUCAAGAAAAAGUAGGAUGUGACGAGAUAUGGGCGAAAAUAUGUCAAAUUCAGGGUAAAGAUCCAUCAGUUGAUCAUACUCAAGAACCAAUGGAAGAAGAAGAUGAACGUUUUGAAGAAACUUCUGAUGCCAUUGAAUUACCUCCAUGUGAAGUGGAUAAAUUAGAAGAAUUAAAUGAACUAAUCGCCAGUUGUCUUGUUCACCCAAUGAAAAGAGAGCGACUCGCUUUGGCACUGGAAAAUGAAGAUUAUAUUAAAAAGCUUUUAAAACUUUUUCAUCAAUGUGAGGAAACCCAUAAUGUUAAAUCUCUCCAUAAGCUGCAUGAAAUUUUUAAGAAUGUAUUCUUACUCAAUAAGAAUCCUCUUUUUGAAGUAAUGCUUGGAGAAGAGACACUUUUCGACGUUAUCGGUGUUUUCGAAUAUGAUCCCAAUCAACCACAACCCAAACGACAUAGAGAAUAUCUUAAAUCUGUUUCCCGGUUUAAAGAAGUAAUACCCUUUGGAAAUGCUGAAUUAAUUAACAAGAUUCAUCAAACCUAUAGAGUGCAAUAUAUUCAAGAUGUUGUCCUACCAACACCAACAGUUUUCGAAGAAAAUAUGCUAUCCACCCUUAGUUCUUUUAUAUUCUUCAAUAAGGUUGAAAUUGUUUCUUUAAUACAAGAGGAUGAUAAAUUUUUACGUGAACUGUUCGCUCAAAUAACCGAUGAAUCUACCAAUGUAGAUAAAAGGAAAGAUCUUGUUCUCUUUCUUAAAGAAUUUUGUACAUUUUCCCAAACCUUACAACCUCAAGCAAGAGAAAAUUUCUUCAAAGCCCUUUCAACCCUUGGAGUGCUCCAAACCCUCGAAGUAACCCUUUCGCUGGAUAACAUUGCGAUUCGAUCAGCGUCUGUUGAUAUAUUAACCUAUGUUGUUGAAUAUAGUCCAUCUAUGGUUCGAGAAUAUGCCCUUAAACAAGAAGGAAACUGUGAUGAGGAUCAGUAUAUUAUCAAUGUAAUGAUUGAUCAAAUGAUCUGUGACCCCGACCCUGAUCUAGGGAUGGCAGUUCAAUUAUCAAGUAUAUUACGGCUUCUCUUGGAUCCCGAGAAUAUGAUUACUGCCUCCGCUGUCAAUAAAUCAGAGAAAAACGACUUUCUUGUCUAUUUUUACAAACACUGUAUGCAUGUGUUGGUUGCUCCUGUUUUAGCAGCUACAUCAGAUGAGAGACCGAUCAGAGAGGAUGGUAGAAUGGCUCAGCUUCUAAGUAUAAUUCUUGAAUUAAUGUCAUUCUGUGUCGAACAUCAUUUGUAUCAUAUUAGAAAUUAUAUUAUUCAACGUGAACUUCUAAAGGAAAUAUUGGUUCUCAUGAUGUCAAGACACACAUUCCUGGUGCUCAGCGCACUUCGAUUUCUGCGCAAGAUUAUCGGUUUAAAAGAUGAAUUUUACAAUCGACAUAUAAUAAAUGCUAAUCUAUUUGCACCGGUUGUUGAAGCCUUUAAACAAAACAAUGGACGUUAUAACCUUCUUGAUUCUGCAAUAAUUGAAGUGUUUGAAUUCAUUAAGACGGAAGAGAUUAAAUCUCUCUGUGUGCAUAUUGUGGAGGUUUUUGGUAAAUACUUGGACCAAAUUCAAUACGUUGGAACCUUUAAAGGAUUACGGCAACAUUACGAACAAUAUCAAGAUAAACUAAAAGAUAGAAAUUCGUUAGAAAGCUCACCAGUUAUUAUGAGAAAUGAAAGGUUUAGACGUGAUCCACGUCAAUUGGAUGAAGAUGAAGAAAUAUGGUUUAACAAUGACGAAGAGGAAGAUGGAAUGGACAAUAAUCUACAAGGAUCAUUAAGCUAUAAACUAGAAGCUGAAUUUGACCAAUUCAACAAGAAGAUAUCUGAAAAAAAGUCAACUUUAAGUUUAUCUUAUGCAGAUUUAGAAAAUGUUAAAAAAUAUAAUGAUCUUGAUGUGAAAACAAUGAAUAGAUCAACGAGCCCUCGUAGGACAACUCCAUUAACUGCCUCACAGACAUCACCUAGUUUACCUCAUGUGGAAGUUCAAACCACUCGUAAGCAGGGAGGCCUAGUGGAUUAUCCUGAUGAAGAUUCAGAUGAGGAAGACAAUGGAGACGAGGGAAACUUGGCUCACACUAAAAGAGCGAGAUUAAGCUCUUAGUAAAUAAUUAAUUAUCUAAUUUUGUUCAUAUAUAUUAUUAUUAUAUUAUUUACCUUAAUCAAAUCAUCUUCGCCAAAUUAUGUGAAGCGGUAACAUACACAAAGAGCAAGCAAAGAAAAAAAACAAAAAAAAAUCCAAGCGAACGAUUUUUUUUACACAUAUUCUUAGCUUACAAUUUAACAAAGUGCUAAAUUAAUUGCCAGAAGACGAAGGGAAAAUUGAAUCAUUUUUUGUCGAUCAACAAAUUCGUCUAAAAGCAAUGCAAGAAACAUCAACCCAGCGAUCAGACCCAGAGGAGUGGAAAAUAUCAACACCGACUGAUCAUUUUUGCCACCACCAUAAAUCACCAACAUCAACAACAAGUGAAGACUAAAAAGCAAACAAGGUUUACCAUCGUCUUUGUGAAAUUUUUUUCUUUUCAAUGUAUGGAGAUGUUCAUGUUGGUACAAGGCAUAUGAAAAACACUCGAGGCAAACACACUCGGAAAGAUAUUGGCACUCCAAGUAUCGGGAUUCUAAUGAUCAGCUGAUUUAACACGACAGAGAGACAGUUUUUCCUUCAGCAGUAAAUGGACUCAAAGUAAAAGUGUAUUAUCAACUCACCAACUCCCAAGUCUGAUUUUACCAGUCAAAAGAAAAACGAUUGUCUCUUCUUCUCUUUCACUCUAUUUCUCUCUCUAUGACUCUAUCAAUUCUAUCUCUUUUUCUCAUAUACCUUUAUUAUCAUUGUAAAAAGUGUCCAUCAUGUCCAACAACAACUACUACUACAAAAAAAACGCAUAGUCGCAUUUACUAAGUUUUUUUGACGCUGAUCAAGUAUUGACUAAUUUCAGCGACCUUUCCCCCUCCUCCUCCUUCCUAAUCAACUCAACAAAAACAAAAAUGACCACAUCAUCUUAGCCAGUCUGAUCAAUCUCCUUUCACCCUCUAUUCUUCCAUUUCACUAUUCUCCUCUCAAUCUUCACUUAUCAUCAUCAACUUCAUCGUCGUCAUCAUCAUCAUCAUCAUCUAGCAUCAACUCUCUAUUUCUUUGCUUACCUUUAAUCUUCAAUUACAAUACCAGCAACAAUUUUCGCGCAAAAUCUCAGUCUGCCUUGGAGCGCAAAUCCCUCUAUUCUAUUUCUUUCUUCAUAUAUCACUUAUCUCUCUCUUUCUCUCCAUGUAAUCAUCUCUCUCUCUCUCUCUCUAUCCUUAUAAGACAAUAUUGUGUACAAAGUUAUUUAAGAUAAAAAAGCUGCGUUAAUUUAAAUCAACAAUUUACCCGAAAACUUUAUGAUAAUCAACACUUUCUCCUCUUCUAUGGCAACAUGAUGUUCACGCUAUGUCCAAACAACAGGAUCUUUUUUUCACUUUCCAUCAAUGAUUUUCUGUUAUUUGAUUGUCAACAGUGAAAAACUAAUCAACUAAACGAGAGAGCAAAAAAUUAAUGAUGCUAAUGAUGAUUGAAUUAAUGCUACAAAUCAAAAGGAGCUGUUGAUUUGAUCAAUUUCAUCUCUCAGCUACACUACUCACUCAAAAAGAAUUCAAUUAAUUGUUGUCAUUAAUUAUAAACAAUUCUAACAAACAAAACUUCAAGAAUCGUGGCUCAGUUGAUUGAAAUUAAUUUUGGAUUAUGAUUAUUGAAGAGUUAAUUGUUAGUUGAUUGUCUCUCUCUCUCUCUCUCUCUGGCAAUUAACUUUCUCCUCCAAAUAAUCUCUGAGAAAAGCCUUUUAAAUUUGCCUGAUUAUUUGAUUAACCGAUUGUUUGAAAUGUUUUCUCUGUUUUUCUAAAUCAAACAAUCAACUGAUCACCAAACAAUUAAUUGAUUACCAUUAAUUUUUACCUUCGAUAAACUUGAUCAACUCCUUGCCUGUAUUAUCUUGCCAUCAACACUGGAGCUGAUUUAAUUUGGAUUAUGAUGACAAAUUAACUAAAAGAUGAUGAUAAUUAUCUUGCCAUAGAUGAUGAUGAUUUAAAUUGUUUUUAAAUUGAUUGUGUUGAUUAAGGAAUCAAAUGUUUUUUUCAAUUGUUUCUCUACAAUCGGUAAUCCAUUCAGAGGAAGACAAAAUUUUUACAGCUCUAAUUAGGAUUAUAAAUAUUACAUAUGAAAAUAAAUCAACUUUUUCGAAACUUAA